GCCACGUCGUGCCUCUCUCCUGGUCGCUGCCGCCGGACCCUCAGACGUUACGUUGAAUUAAAGAAAAUACUUUAUCAGAGGAUGGCCACUGCACAAUUGCAGAGAAUCUCCAUGAGUGCGUUGGUAUUUCCCAGUAAGAUGUCAACUGAGCAGCAGUCUUUAAUGUUAGUGAAGAGGCUUCUAGCAGUUUCAAUAUCCUGCAUCACGUAUUUGAGAGGAAUAUUCCCAGAAUGUGCUUAUGGAACAAGAUACCUAGAUGAUCUGUAUGUCAAAAUUCUGAAAGAAGAUAAGAAUUGUCCAGGAUCUACACAGUUAGUGAAGUGGAUGUUAGGAUGCUAUGAUGCUUUACAGAAAAAAUAUCUAAGGAUGGUUGUUCUAGCUGUAUACACUAAUCCAGAAGACCCUCAGACAAUUUCAGAAUGUUACCAGUUUAAAUUCAAGUACACCAGUAAUGGACCAAUCAUGGACUUCAUGAGUAAAAACCAAAUCAGUGAAUCUAGUAUGUCAUCUGCUGACACCAAGAAAGCAAGUAUUCUUCUCAUUCGCAAGAUUUAUGUUCUAAUGCAAAAUCUGGGACCUUUACCUAAUGAUGUUUGUUUGACCAUGAAACUUUUUUACUACGAUGAAGUUACACCCCCAGAUUACCAACCUCCUGGUUUUAAGGAUGGUGAUUGUGAAGGAGUGAUAUUUGAAGGGGAGCCUAUGUACUUAAAUGUGGGAGAAGUCCCAACACCUUUUCACACCUUCAAAGUAAAAGUGACCACUGAGAAAGAACGAAUGGAAAAUAUUGAUUCAGCUAUAUUAUCACUAAAACAAUUAAAAACACCACUUAAAAAAAUUCUCAUGGACAAAGAUGAUUUCGAAGAUGAACAGGAGCAUUACGUAAGUGGUGAUUUUGACAUUGAAACUAAAAGGGAAGAGCAGAAAAAAAACCCUGGAUCUUCUGAACUUGGAGAACCAGGUGUAGUUUGUGAAGAAGAUGAAACUAUGAGGUCUAAAGAAAGUCCAGAUCUUUCAAUUUCUCAUUCUCAGGUUGAGCAGUUAGUCAGUAAAACAUCUGAACUUGAUGUGUCUGAAAGCAAAACAAGAAGUGGAAAAAUCUUUCAGAAUAAAAUGGCUAAUGGAAAUCAACAAGUAAAAUCUUCUAAGGAAAAUCGGAAGAGAAGUCAGCUUAAAUCUGCGAAAACAGUCCUUCAUCACUUUGAUUCUUCUAGUCAAGAGUCAGUGCCAAAAAGAAGAAAGUUUAGUGAACCAAAGAAAAAUACAUAAAAAAAUUUUUUUCUGCAUGUUUGCAAAGUUCUUCACAACAUUUAAAGGACAUUAUAUUACUGUUUUAAGGUGUGUUUGCCCUACCUCUGAAAACUUACAUGUAGUCUUAAGCAGUUAGUACACUAAAAUUAAUCCUUAGCUGACUAUCAUAUUGUGAUCCUUAAUCUUAUCUGAGACAAACUCAGGAGAACUUUUGAGUAAAAAGUACCAGUGUCAUAAUUUAUUCUGUGAAUUAUCUACUCAAUAUUGAUCUAUCUUCCAUUUUGGUGGACACUUCCUUUUAACAUAUAUUAACGUUUAAGGUCCUCUAAAGCCAUUUUUUGAAGUAAAUAAUGUUUAUUUUGGUAUUAACUUUUGAUAGUAAUUCACUUUUUACUUAUGUUAAAACUAUACAAUUUAACUGGCUAUGUCUGUCAUGUUAUUAAAACAAUGUUCUUCAGUACUUUGAUAUAGUGUAUUAACAUGAUAAUAUAUAAUGUACAAUUAAAAAGUGGUGCUUUAACUUUUUUAACAUUUUUUACUACAAGACAAAAUGAUUUUAAAGUCUGGCAUUUUUGGCAGCAUAAAUAAAAUAUUGUUCAGCAUC
This is a messenger RNA of Balaenoptera musculus (blue whale), 1855 nucleotides long. It is a transcript of the gene HORMAD1, whose product is annotated as HORMA domain containing 1. Lineage: Eukaryota; Metazoa; Chordata; Mammalia; Artiodactyla; Balaenopteridae. The coding region runs from base 82 to 1269 and encodes 395 amino acids. The transcript has 15 exons. The record is from RefSeq and is a predicted model, not a curated record.